This is a messenger RNA of Meloidogyne enterolobii, 222 nucleotides long. The record is from the annotation of a GenBank genome assembly. NCBI's taxonomy places the organism in Eukaryota, Metazoa, Nematoda, Chromadorea, Rhabditida, Meloidogynidae.
UGGGCCUUUGGAGUGCUUCUCUUUGAAAUGUUAGCGGGACAACCCCCUUUUGAUGGUGAGGAUGAAGAUGAAUUAUUUACUGCAAUAACAGAACAUAAUGUAUCUUAUCCAAAAUCAAUGUCCAAAGAGUCUGUUCUCAUCUGUAAAGGUUUUCUAACCAAACCACCUUCCAAAAGGCUGGGAUGUGGGUCUGAAGGAGAACGUAAUGUUAAGGCAAGUUAA